Messenger RNA from Epinephelus lanceolatus (giant grouper), 5332 nucleotides. Its product is annotated as inhibitor of nuclear factor kappa-B kinase subunit alpha-like. Gene Ontology annotation, biological process: positive regulation of transcription by RNA polymerase II; tumor necrosis factor-mediated signaling pathway; peptidyl-serine phosphorylation. NCBI's taxonomy places the organism in Eukaryota, Metazoa, Chordata, Actinopteri, Perciformes, Serranidae. The record is from RefSeq and is a predicted model, not a curated record. Gene Ontology annotation, molecular function: IkappaB kinase activity; ATP binding. Gene Ontology annotation, cellular component: cytoplasm; IkappaB kinase complex.
GCAGGAAAGUACACAUUCACACGGUGCCGCCGCUGCAUCGACUCGAAAACAACCGAAAACAACCGGACGGUUCGCAGUUACACCGACACAACGGCUCAUGACACGUUCAUAGAAACACGAACUUGUGUGACAACAAUGGAGAAACCUCCCUUCAGGCAGAACCAGAACUGCGGAGACUGGGAGCUGAAAGAGAGGCUGGGCAUGGGCGGCUUUGCCCAUGUUUACCUGUACCAACAUCAUGAAACAAAUGAAAAACUAGCUGUGAAACUGUGCCGUCUGGAGCUCACACCAAGAAACAAGGACAGAUGGAGCCGAGAAAUCCAGAUCAUGAAAAAGUUGAAUCACAUCAAUGUCGUGACAGCCCGAGACGUCCCGGAGGAAAUGAGGCACAUAGCCUUAAAUGAUCUUCCACUGUUGGCCAUGGAGUACUGUUCCAGGGGAGACCUGAGGAAGAUGCUGAGCAAACCUGAAAACUGCUGCGGUUUGAAAGAGAGCGAAGUGCUUUCGUUACUCAAUGAUGUUGGAUCUGGUAUCCAGUAUCUGCACGAAAACAAGAUCAUACACAGAGACCUUAAACCUGAAAACAUAGUGCUGCAAGAUAUCAACGGGAAGCUGGUUCACAAAAUCAUUGACCUGGGCUAUGCUAAAGACCUGGACCAGGGCAGUCUGUGUACCUCCUUUGUUGGCACGCUUCAGUACCUGGCCCCUGAACUGUUUGAAAAUAAGCCAUACACUGUUACUGUGGACUACUGGAGCUUUGGCACCAUGGUGUUUGAAUGCAGUUGUGGUUUCCGUCCGUUCCUGCACAACCUUCAACCCGUGCAGUGGGCCAGCAAAGUGAGGAAUAAAGGUCCAAAAGACAUCAUGGCUGUAGAGGAACUGAACGGAGAAGUCAGGUUCUCCACACACCUCCCCUACCCCAACAAUCUCAGCAGGACACUGUUGGAGCCGAUGGAGGCUCUGCUGCAGCUGAUGUUAAAGUGGGAUCCUGUCCAGAGAGGAGGGAAAGUCAACGCUGAUACUAAGAGGCCCAUGUGCUUUGAAGUGCUGGAGCAGAUACUGAGUAUGAAGGUCGUCCACAUCCUGAACAUGACCACAGCUCAGGUCCACUCCUUCCAGCUGACACCGGAGGAAAGCCUCCACAGUCUGCAGAAGCGCAUCGAGGCCGAGACCAAGAUUGAAGUGGUGAACCAGGAGCUGCUGCAGGAGACGGGAGUGUCACUGGAUCCCAGGAAGCCCGCUGCACAGUGUGUCCUAGAUGGAGUGAGAGGGUGGGACAGCUACAUUGUCUACCUGUUUGACAAGAGCAUCACCAAGUACCUUGGUCCCCUCAGUGCCAGACAGCUGCCUGAUAAAGUCAACACUAUUGUGCAAGAAGCCAAGACACAGCUGCCCCUGGUGGUGCUAAAGAAGGUUUGGGGUGAAGCAGUGAGCUACAUCUGUGGGCUGAAGGACGACUACAGCAGACUUUUCCAAGGACAGAGAGCUGCUAUGCUGAGUCUCCUGCGCUACAACACCAACCUGACCAGGUGUAAGAACAGUAUGUUUGGCUUCUCUCAGCAGCUGAAGGCCAAGCUGGACUUCUUCAAAAGCAGCAUCCAGUACGACCUGGAGAAAUACAGCGAUCAGAUGCACAUCGGCAUAUCCUCAGAAAAGAUGCUGAAAGCCUGGCAGGAGAACGAGGAGAGAGCUGCUGCGUUUGCACAGGUGGCAGAGGUGAGCCAUCUGGAUGAUGAGAUCAUGGCUCUGCACUCAGAGAUAGUUGAACUUCAGAGGAGCCCGUAUGCUCGACGCCAAGGAGACAAGAUGGAGCAGCUAGAAGAAAAAGCGAUAGAGCUCUACAAGCAAAUGAAGAUGAAAUGCAAAAUACCUGAGCCAGAUGUGAGCAGUGACAGCUCUGAGAUGGUGAAGGCCAUCAUUCAGACUGUCCAGAACCAAGACAAGGUCCUCAAAGACCUGUACACACACCUCAGUAAGAUCCUGAUCAGCAAACAGAAGAUCAUUGACUUGUUUCCACGUAUUGAGAAAACCCUGGAGAGCAUCAAGGACGCUGACAACACCGUGAUGCAGAUGCAGAUCAAGAGACAAAGAGAGUUCUGGCAUUUACUGAAGAUUGCCUGUGCUCAGAACUCGUCACGAAACUCGAUAGCAGCCAGUCCCGAGUCGUCCAACCUGCUGCAGGUUUCUCAGUGGUCGCAAUCAGCGCAGCCUGUCAGCUCCCCACAUCCCCUGACCUCCCUGCCUGGGCCAAAUGACAGUGACGCCGCACCACGUCUGCUGCAGGAGAACCAGAAGUACCUCAGUCAGCUGACCAGCCUGAUGCAGGAGGCUGCUGAUGAACAGGCCAAAAGCAUCGUGGACCAAGACUGGAGCUGGACGAAAUACGAAACUUUAACCACAAAAUUAAAAAAGAGAAAUGCGUAAGGGUUUUGUUGCGUCUUUCCAUCCCUGCCUGUGCUCCAAGUAACACUAAAGACUGUGAGCUGCUAACACGAGCAGAGUGGCGUCAGAGAAACUUUGUACAGUUGUACAUGGACUCGGGAUAUUCUCUUUAAAAAAUGUCCUCGAAGACGGAGUUCACACAUGCUCAGUGAUGUCUGUCAACUCCCGUCGUCUCACAUGGUGGAAAGUUUGAUGAAUAUUCUUGUUUUUAUAUGAGAAAACGAUAAAGCUGUGUAACUCUACUUUUCUUUUUCCUUUUGCAGCACAAUAAACAUCAUAAUUCAUUUUUACUGUCAAUAGCAGAAUUGAGCAAACUGUAGCACCAUAUCUGAGGUGGAUUUAUCAUAUGAAAGGGCGUUGGACACAAACAUGGGAACAAGUUCAGCCGUGUGACAUACAAGGGAAACACAGGAAGUGGGUGGGGAGGGGGGGUCAAAGAGGAAAUUACAAUCAAGCAAACAGCACUUUGAUACUCCCAUGUGUCCCCUCUGUAAAGAGAUGGGAUGUGUCCAGGCUGCCAGACACUGUCGCAGGAUUCACAGAUUUACAAACACAGUUUAACUUUUAACGUCACUCAUAAUCAGUUUGAUAUAUUUUACUAUUCACAGACGGGGGUAACAGAGUCUCUGUACAUGUUUUUGUUUUUUAAAUAAAGUGUUAUGUAACAUAGGCAGGAGUGUUUUGUCAUGAUAAUGAGACAGACGUGGCUGGCCAUCAUGUUUAUACCUUGUCUAUAAUGUACAUCCGUCUUUUUAAUUGUCUGCAAGAUACAAAGGGUUUUAUUGUCUCAUUUAUGUGCACAUAUUGUUUCACUGGAUGGUUCAUGCUGCGUUCAUGUCACACAGAGCUGGAACGAUUUCAUCCAAGUUUAAUGCAGAUUUGAAACACAUUGCAGAAAAUCAGCUCAAGAAAAUGCAAAUUAUUAAGAGUUGAACAGCUGGUGGAGCUAAUUCUCCAGGUGGGUGCUAUCAAACAACCACAGAAGAAGAGCAUGUACCUUCCUGUGUUAAUGUGAGGAAGGUCACAGCCUCCUCAUCGCUCCACACGUAUCUGAUGCUUUCAGCUCUUCAGUUUAAGACACACGCCUCAUGUAUGUCAUGAUUCAUUUGUUGAGUCUCCCUCCAUUACUCUUUGUCACAUUUUGCUUUAUUGAAACACCAAUUUUCCCCUCAGCAAAGCAAAAAAAAAAAAAAGGAUUUUCAAUGUUUCGACUCAGGUUUGUUUGUGCAAAUUUAAAAAAGCAAAUAAAAAGAGUUUGACAGAAACAAACUUAAUCAGUCACUUUGUGAUCAAAAGAAAAUGAAAAUCAAACAUGAACAGGAUUUGCUGCUUUCUCUCACGUGACAGUAAACUGUGAUGCCACAUUCACACAGGAUGGGGAAGCACAGCAAAGCCUAUCUUUCCUGCAAGCUGCGAGUGACUGACGAGAAAACACACUGAUUAUCUGUUAUUAACUGUGGAAAGGAAAUAUUAUAUAUGAUGAGAUUGAAAUUAUAGAGCAUGCAUCCCAUGCUUACUAAUUCCAUAUAUUUGUCAGUUCUUCAUACACUCACACACAAACGCACUGCAGAGAAAUGUGCUUCUGCUGACAGGCGGCUGCACGACCACUUAACAUAUCGGCCUGCGUCCGCCUCAUGUGUGAACCAGGCGACAACCUCCAACCAUGAAGCCAGAAGUGCCAAAAACUGCAGUUCCUCUAAAGGCCACUAGAGGCUCAGUCCCCACGUUACAGCAGAGAUAAACAUGUUUACAACCCGGUACAGAAACAGUUUUGUCUGCUUAUGUUGCCCUCGGCCUCACCGUCAGAUCCACGCCUCGCUCCUCCUCAGCACCGGCCUGUCGCCCAGUUUUGGUCACUUCUGGGUCCUUAACAAACAAGAUGGUGACGGCCACAAUGACGAACUAGAGGCUUCAGAUCAGCAGUCCACAAACUAAUGUGUGACAUCACGGAGGCUAUGUCCAUUAUUUUUACAGUCUGUGGUGUGAACAUGGCGUAAGAACACCGCUCUGACAAAACAAGCAGUUUUUAUUUGCUUCUUGGCUCUGAGAAAUUGUAAUGAGCACAUUUGACUGAAAAAAUAAUAAAUCCAUUAAUCAAGGAAAUAAUUAGCACAUUAUUUAAUUAGUCAUUCAGCUGUCUUCAGUGAUCUGAUGUAGUAGUAAGUGGGAUUGUAACUCACCAAUAGAACAAAAUAAAUAAAUGCCCAAGGUGAUAUAUUCAGAUAACAUUUAUCCAACCAUCAGACCAAAACACAAAGAUAUUCAGCUUACAUUUAUAUAAAACAAAGAAAAGCAGCAAAUCAUCAUGUUUGAGCUGGAAACUGAAAAUAAUAAAUAUUUUUUGCUUAAAAACCCUGAAACAAUCAAUCAGUUAACAAAACUGUCGCUGAGGAAUCAACUAAUCGAUUAAUCAACCGAUCCUUUCAGCUCUCGUCACAAACACGGGACUCUUUCUGAGUUCUGUCGUCUAUCUAUGACAUGAACGUGGCUUUAUUCAUGGAGGUGUGACACCAUCUGGUUUCUGUAGAACAUCGUAGCACAGUCGGCGUCUUGGACCAUCGAUCCAUAGUGAAAUCAAUGUGGACGAUUGGAAACAGGAUUUGAAAUAGUUGAAUGUAUUGCAGUGAGCAGGGAGCUUUGGCCAGAGAGGAGUGAACCUUCUGAGUUGUAUUUAUGAAGUUGAAGUGCAAUGGAAAAAGAUUUUCUUUUUUUUUUUUUUUUUUUUUUUUGUAUUUAAGUAACUUGAUUUGUGUCUUCGUUUCUUUCCAUGUAAGUAUUUUGUUUCCAUCUGAUGUUUUAAAUUUGUCUCUGAAUGUUUAAUUUCAAGAAAUGUCAUUGUAUAAAGAUCAAAUGUUUGCCUGGUAAUAAAAUAAAAUGACUUUGGCAUGAC